Messenger RNA from Phaeodactylum tricornutum CCAP 1055/1, 1950 nucleotides. RefSeq lists its product with no specific name. The transcript is spliced from 3 exons. The record is from RefSeq and is a predicted model, not a curated record. The coding region runs from base 34 to 1950 and encodes 638 amino acids. Lineage: Eukaryota; Bacillariophyta; Bacillariophyceae; Surirellales; Neidiaceae.
GUAAGUACAGUCCAUUCGUAAUGGUCGAUACUCAUGCUUCGUAAUAAGUGUUUCACUUUCGGCAUCGGAUUGCUCUGCUGUACUAUUUUUGGGGCAACUUUGGACUUGCCGCCGCUCUCCCACACCGCUUACGGGACGUCGACGGGGCCGAACGAGACGCCAAUCAGUGAGAGUCUCCUCUGGAACUCCCUCGUGGAUGCGUUGGACAACACCUGGCUUCGACAUUUGUCAUCGGAAACUCGAGAGAAUCUGGAACGCUCCCGUGAGAUUGCGCACUUGUCGUCCUUGGACGAGAACCGCACGGCACGACCCGUCUACAACGGUCACUAUGUAGCCGUCCGACCCACGGGCUUGCCGCAACCUCGGUUGCUCCUGUACAGCCCGGACGUGGCCCAUCGAGAGUUAACUAUUACUCCAGAACAGAUUGAGUCGGAGGAAUUCCUGGCCUGGAUCUCGGGAAACCAAGUGUACGGGCCAACUUGGGCCACACCGUACGCGCUUUCCAUCAUGGGCGAACGUUAUACCAGCAACUGUCCUUUCCGAACCGGUGACGGCUACGGGGAUGGACGAGCCAUUAGCAUCGGCGAAUUCUGGGGACAGGAACUGCAGCUCAAAGGUGCGGGAACCACGCCCUUUUCGCGCAGUGGAGAUGGGAGGGCGGUACUCCGGUCCAGUGUGCGCGAGUUUCUUGCUAGCGAAGCCAUGUACGCGUUGGGUGUUGACACAACCCGCGCCUUGUCACUCGUCAUCAGUGAUUCCGAAACCAUCUCUCGGCCGUGGUACAAUCAGGCCUCUAGCGAUAGAAUCGACCAUAUUGAACGCGUACGCCAUCAAGAUAAACAAGAUCCGAAUAUGUUGGUUCAAGAGAAAACUGCCAUUACCUGCAGAGUCUCAAUGAGCUUCAUUCGUAUUGGCCAUUUCGACUUGUAUGCACGAAGAUCGGAAAAGAAAAGCUUGGAGAAUUUUGAGUAUACGGGUCUUCGUUUCGAUACCACAACUGCUGAAUGGCACGAAUUAGAGCAAUUGAUAUGGCAUACAUGUUUUCGUGAAUUUCGAACGGAAUGUUACGAUCCUUUUUAUCCUCGUCGCAACAUCGCCGCGGCUGCCGCGCUGCUGCUCGACCUGGCGGCCGAAAAAAUAGCCACUAUGGUAGCCGGGUGGAUUCGCGUUGGUUUUGCGCAGGGAAAUUUCAACGCCGACAAUUGUCUCGUGGCGGGCAGGACAGUUGACUACGGGCCGUUUGGAUUCGUCGAGGAAUUUGAUCCAACAUUUUCGAAGUGGACCGGAAGUGGAACACAUUUCGGAUUCAUGAAUCAACCAUCCGCAGCCUUGGCUAAUUAUAAAAUUUUGGUGGAAAGCGUUGUUCCAGUUAUCGCCGCGCAAACGAUGGAAGAUAUGGAACGCAUUCGGACUUCCUUUCUCGAAAGGGCACAAAUUCUUUUCGAGAAAGCAGUGUCAGAGGUCUUUCGGAUUAAGCUCGGAUUCUCGAGAGAUCAAAAAGAAGGAGACAGACUUUGGAAUUCACUACAGUAUAUGCUGAGACAUUCUAGAACAGAUUGGACUAUUUUCUUUCGCCAACUAUCUUACAUCACAAGGAGUGGUCAGCAAACCAGCUGGGGACAAGGGGCCUUCUACGAUGCGUUAACUCCAUCAAUUCGUCAGCAGUGGAUAGCUUGGCUGGAAGAAUGGAGUAGUGCUUUAAGCGCAAAUAGGAUGUCGUCUGAUGCGUUUGAGCAAAUGAUUUCUGUAAAUCCCAAGUUCGUCCUUCGGGAAUGGAUGCUGGUAAAAGCAUACCGUUCUGCUGAGAUCGGUGAAGAUGCCGAACUCUUCUAUUUACAUGAUCUGAUCCAAGCUCCUUACAGCGAAGGGAGUCCUCAACAGCAGACGCAAUACUAUCGAAGGGCUUCCGAGCAUGCUCUCACGGCUGGUGGAACAGCAUUUAUGUCCUGA